Molecule: messenger RNA, 1636 nt
Organism: Mastomys coucha (southern multimammate mouse)
Lineage: Eukaryota; Metazoa; Chordata; Mammalia; Rodentia; Muridae
Gene: Pex2
Product: peroxisomal biogenesis factor 2
Exons: 4
Coding region: 339-1256 (305 amino acids)
Biological process (GO): protein import into peroxisome matrix
Cellular component (GO): peroxisomal membrane
Molecular function (GO): zinc ion binding
Source: RefSeq, a predicted model, not a curated record
UCCGGAAGCCUGCGGAUCCCGGAAGCGAGGGCGACCCAGAUUCGGCUCCGGGGGGAAAAAGCUCGGCUUGGCGGAGAAUGUCUGAGACGAGGUUGUGCGGCGCCUGGGCGUUCCGCAGACCCCGCAGGUUUUGGCAAAUAUGAGGCUAAGGGCUCCUGAAGCAGAUGUGCAGCAGAACUCUCCAGCACCUUCUGAUAGGCCACUGAGUGUUGCAAGGGCCACAGAAACGGAGGGAAGGAUGUCAACUGAUCUGCUUAUCAGCUGUUGCAGUAACCAGAUGUUUUUACUGCUGUAAAUGACUUCUGAGGCACUCAUACCUAGACAGCAUCAGAGAAGAUAUGGCUGGCAGAGAAGAGAAUCCUCAGAGCGCUAACAGAGUGCUGAGGAUAAGUCAGCUGGAUGCACUCGAACUGAAUAAGGCCUUGGAGCAGCUCGUGUGGUCCCAGUUUACUCAGUGCUUUCACGGAUUUAAGCCAGGACUGUUAGCUCGCUUUGAGCCAGAGCUGAAAGCAUUUCUGUGGCUUUUCCUGUGGAGGUUCACCAUCUACUCCAAAAAUGCCACUGUGGGACAGUCAGUUUUAAAUAUUCAGUACAAAAAUGAUUCUUCUCCCAACCUGAUAUACCAGCCACCAAGUAAAAAUCAGAAACUGUGGUAUGCUGUGUGCACCAUUGGGGGGAGGUGGUUAGAAGAACGAUGUUAUGAUUUGUUUCGAAACCGUCAUUUAGCGUCUUUCGGGAAAGCCAAACAGUUCGUGAAUUUUGUGGUUGGACUUUUAAAAUUAGGUGAGUUGAUGAACUUCUUGAUUUUUCUACAAAAAGGAAAGUUUGCAACUUCGACAGAACGCCUCCUUGGCAUUCAUUCCGUAUUUUGCAAGCCCCAGAACAUGCGAGAAGUUGGCUUUGAGUACAUGAAUAGGGAACUUCUCUGGCAUGGCUUUGCUGAGUUUCUGAUUUUUCUCUUACCACUCAUCAAUAUCCAGAAGUUGAAAGCAAAACUGUCUUCCUGGUGCAUCCCCCUCACCGGUGCUGCUGGUAGUGACCGUGCACUGGGCAGCAGUGGCAGAGAAUGUGCGCUGUGUGGAGAGUGGCCCACGAUGCCUCACACCAUUGGAUGUGAGCAUGUAUUCUGCUACUACUGUGUUAAGAGUAGCUUCCUGUUUGACAUGUACUUUACGUGCCCUGAGUGUGGCACAGAAGUACACAGUGUGCAGCCACUGAAAUCAGGAAUUGAAAUGUCAGAAGUAAAUGCUCUGUAGAAACCAAGUUGUUUCCUCUGAGGAAAGUGUAUUGUAUCCAGUUCCUUGGAAUUAGUCAUCCACAGUGUCAUCUGUAGGUGGCUUUUAACAGGAGUGUGCUGUGCGGCCACAGUGUCUGUCAUCUGUAGGUGGCUUUUAGCAGGAGUGUGCUGUGCGGCCACUCUCUUCCUUCUCAAGCACAACUCAGUUCUAAUCACUGGAAACCAAAUGAUGCUAGAAAAUCUUAUAAAUGUUCGUGUAAUUUUUUUAGAUCACCUAAUACAAUCUUUAAUGUCAAGAAUACUGAAUUUUUUUUUUCAGCUGAAUACUAAGAAUGACUAAGGAUGCUUCUUCUUAGAGAAAGGUCAGACUCUAAAAAUAAAAGACUUUUGAGACUCUGG